This is a messenger RNA of Radiomyces spectabilis, 2319 nucleotides long. RefSeq lists its product as uncharacterized. The coding region runs from base 1 to 2319 and encodes 772 amino acids. NCBI's taxonomy places the organism in Eukaryota, Fungi, Mucoromycota, Mucoromycetes, Mucorales, Radiomycetaceae. The record is from RefSeq and is a predicted model, not a curated record. The transcript is spliced from 2 exons.
AUGGCAAUGAUACCGGUUGAAGCAGCUGUAAGCCUGUAUGGGUUUCGAUCGCAGUCAACAGUUCCAAGGAUAUCAAGCAGCACCAGUCAAUCUACAGCAGCCACGACAGCGGCAGACAGUGAUAAUGCCGACUAUUAUUUCAAACUACCGCAGGAAAUGCCUUCUCGUCUGUUAAACUUCUUUGAAGGCUGGCCUUCGCUGUCACGGGCAUUCAACAGUACAUACACCUCAACGGAAUCCGACACGGAAGCCGAAACCAAACGCAAAGCCGAAACGAAAACGGAAACGCCACCUACACAGAGCCGCCGCAACAGUCAUACAAGCGUGGUCAGUGAAAAUGGUAUCCCAUCACGGCCCACCAUACCGAAACGCAGUUAUACCGCUGCCGAGGCUCCAUCAUCCUCUGAUGAACCACCAUUAAGACCUCGUCAACGACUCAACAGUAUUAAAAUUGGUGAUGAAAUUAAUCGCUUGCUGGAGCAAGAUAAAGUAAAGCGUGCGGUUGCUGUCCUCGAAGAGGCGGUCACUGUAAUGAACAUGACCGAUGAAGAGUCCAGCAACAAUCCAGAACAAGUCGCUGCAGUUUAUUCCAAAAUCAUCAGAACACUUUGCGAACCACCGAUUUUCAAAAUUGUAUCCGAGAUCUCGGGGGUCGAUAUUCGCGAUCAUGCCAUGGUUCAACAAAGCGUGUUGUGGCGGUUAUUCACAAAGGUCAUCGAGUCAGGAUAUGUUUUAGAGCGGGAAGCAUAUCGGGAUGUAGUUACUACAUUGAUGGACUAUGGCUAUAACCAUUUGGCACUGCAGGCAUUAUAUUCUAUUCCGCGGCAUGAAUGGGACACUGAUAUCUACAAGCUGGCAAUCACGUUGCAUCUCAUCCAAACUCCAAAACAGAUCGAAGAAGCUGAGUGGAUUAUGUCCGAUUAUGGUAAACCGUUCAUCGAGAUCGGCAAUCCGUUGGCGCCUUCCGAUUUGCCACCGAUUCGCAUUGACACGCCCUUGAUGAGCAAAGUAUCUGACGAAGACAAAUUCAAUCUUUGGAUGUAUUACCAAGCGCUCCUCAGCGAGACGGAUUGGCAACAGCAAAAAGAAAGCUAUGAAUCAGCCAGGCAAGAUCAAGAACGGAAAGCACGGCAUGACACACCUGCUAAUCUUGUCGAUUGGGCACGACGGCGUCUCAGUAUCCAAAACGUUGACGAAGAAUCAGGCCAAGCAGCUAAGAUCGAUAUCGACAACACCAUGAUCUACAUUUCUCUUCGAAAUAGUCAAUACGAAUACGGAUGGCAGGUUUACGAGAACAUGAAGGAUGCUGUGAACAAGUUCACCCCUCGUGUCACCAUGCAUUUGUGUUGGACAGCGUAUCAUGACACGCCACUUGCCAUUAUCACUCGACGAGCCGAGUGGGAAUCACGCGCUUGGGAGCUGUAUGCACGAUUCAUGUUUUCAAAGUAUCUCAUGCCCAAUCAGCCAGAGAUGUCCGGUUUCUUGUGCGAUCUACUGUCAAUCAACGCCACCAGUCCAGAAAAUCACAGUCAAAUUCGAUAUACCAAAGCUAUGAGCGUGUAUCAGUGGAUCAAACGCGGCCAAUACGACCAUUUGCUGAGUGAUGAACAGAUUUGCACGCCCAUCUUGUGCACCUUGUUACAUGACUGCAGAGGAUCACCGUCCACGAUCAUCAAGUUAUGCCAGAAGGCAUUCGAAAUCUGGCACACCAAACAAGCGAUCGACAGCAAACAUGGCGGAGAUACGAAAGAAAGCUUUUCAGUGUAUUGGGCUUUACUGGUUCUUUGCCUAAAAUCUGGAGAUACCAACCAGUUCCAUGAAGUCCUUCAAGCGCUCUUUGACGAACAUCGAACUUUGCCUACUUCACUUCUCGCUCCUAUCCAACGAAUUCACGACCGCUACCUUCGGUGUCAUUACCGUGGUGACCAACCGCAUGAAACAGCCGCCGAUGAACCUGAUAUAGCAGGUGCCACCUGUUGCUAUUUUGACGGAUACUUGUACCGACCGAUCAAGUACACAGAUGAUCGACAUCAUGACGUCGUGGAGAUGGAUGAACUCGGAUUUGUGAACAAAGGUUCAACCAAAAACUCUACGCUUCUCAAGGAUACUUCUUCGACAGCGUCGCAGCCCAUUGAAUAUUUCCAUCACAUGCUUGCUCGACGUACGAACAUUCAUGAUGCCAAUGCGGCUCGUUUGGCCAUGGCGGUUUCUAUGGGAGCAGCAAAAGAUGAAGAUCUGAUCCAAAAGCCACUAUACUGCACUCCUACCAAGGUCACCGCUCUCAUUCGCCACUGUCUCAAAGAAUCCACCCAACUUUAA